GAUAAUACUGCUGCAGUCUCUCAUUGUUGCGUUCGCGCGGCAAACAAACAACCAACUCACUCGUUUCACGAAUCCGCGGCUGCUGUCUCGCUCCUGCGUCGCGCAGAAGCAAAAAAUAGUUAGUGUGUCGUGGGACAAUUAUCAAGCUGCGCAGGACUUGUCCAGGAAAGCGCGGCCGUUGCGCCCACUGGUGGUGCGCUUGCGCAGCCCCAGUCAGCGGUGCUCUCACUUCUCAGCUGCCUGACACCACACCACAGCCUCCCAGGCCUCCGCUCUACCCCUUAUCGACAUGGACGGUCGGGAUGAUGGCAGCCCUGGAGCCGCGCCCCUGGGGCCAACUUUGGAGCCAGCUCCGGAAACAGGCGUCAUCUCGAGCGUACGUAAGGCCUUUGGCUUCAUUGCCACGCCCUCCCGUAGCCGAGACAUCUUCUUCCACAUAUCAGCCCUGGAGGAUUGCACCCCAGAGCAGCUGCAAGAAGGCACGGCCGUCACCUUCGUGCCACGAUGGGAGCCGGACGCGGGCGAUGGCUCCUCCGGUGGCGGUGCUGGCGGCAGUGGGAUCGGCGGCGGCUUGACGGGAGCGGCGGGGGGAGCGGCAGGAGGUGGCGGCAGCAGGGCCAAACGGCCCAUCGCGACGCGGGUGCGGCUGGCGCCGGUGGGUACGCGCGUGCGCAUGACACGCCUGGAGCCGGGGCUGGUGCUGGGGUUCGUGUCCGACCCCGCACCCCCCGCUGCUACUGCUGGUGCUGGUGCUACAGCAGCAGGAGCCGGCAGUAGCAGCGGGCCCAAGGGCAUCCUCCGCUUCCUGGAUGAGGCCGGGUCGCCGGACCACGUGUUCUACAGCGCCGAGGACGUGGAGGGGGCCGGUGCGGCGCUGGGGGCAACAGCUGCAGCAGUAACAGCAGCAGCAUCAGUCGCAGGGGAGAGGCCGGCCGCCGGCGCAGCAGUAGCAGCUCAGCUGCCAGGCGGCGCGAGCGCGGGCGCCGAGCCGGCGCUCCCCGCCGGUCAGCUGGUGCUGUUCCGCCUGUGCACCGACCUGCGCGCUGCAGCGCAAGCGGCGGAGCAGGCGGCGGCGGCAGCCGCCCGGGCCCAGGCCCUACAGACCUCGCAGCAGCACCAGGCGCCGCAGACGGCGCCGGGGCGCGGCGCGGCGGCGGGCCCGCGGCGUGCGGCCUACCAGUGGGCGGUGGAGGUGCGGCCGGUGGGCGCGGCGGAGGUGGCGGCGCACACGCUGUGGCGGCAGCAGGCGGCGGUGCUGCAGCUGCUGGCGGGGGCAGUGCAGGCGGCCUACGAGCUCCAGGCGGCCGGAGGGAUGCCGGCGCCUGUGCCGCGGCCCAGGCCCGCUUGAGCCAGCUGCCGAGGACUCGCGAGUACCCUACGGGAAGGCGGGGUAAUAGAUGACGGCGCACGCACGAUGUCCAGCGGCCGCAGCCUGAUUCCCUUACGCCUUGGCCAACCCAGCCCCGAACCCCCGAAGCCCAGUCCCAGCCCCUCUCUGGUGAAGACGCACAUCUGCGUCCAGUCGACGAACAACAUUCCUUUUGUGAUCUCCGACCUGGUGGAUUCCCCCACCGUGGACCAGCUGGGCUUCCCCGCCGUGUCCAUGUGUGUGUCGGCCUCCAGCGCCACGUGCAGGAGAGGAACCUUCUGCUGCGGGGUGGACCUCGCAAAGAUGGAGCUCCGCAAGUGGCCAUGCUUGACAGGGCCACAGCGCUCCGAAGUGCUUGCAUUCAAUACGUGGACUGGGCGGCCAUGUGGGAAGCAACUGUAACCA
Messenger RNA from Chlamydomonas reinhardtii, 1774 nucleotides. RefSeq lists its product as uncharacterized. Gene Ontology annotation, molecular function: nucleic acid binding. The transcript has 3 exons. The record is from RefSeq and is a predicted model, not a curated record. The coding region runs from base 290 to 1348 and encodes 352 amino acids. NCBI's taxonomy places the organism in Eukaryota, Viridiplantae, Chlorophyta, Chlorophyceae, Chlamydomonadales, Chlamydomonadaceae.